UAUCAUCCCUUCCCUAACGACCCUCCGGCUCAUUCAAGAUUGUCCAGCGGAUUAUCACAGUGAAAAUGGUGCACUUGUAGUGGGUGAUCCUACGGUUGGCCAGGUGUAUUACAAUGGACGUGUCGCUGACUUUGUACCAUUGUCCUGUGCUAGAGAGGAAGCAGAGAUGGUUGGUCGACUGUUGGGAGUUCAGCCUUUGUUAGGAGAGUCUGCAACUAAGCAGGCAGUGCUUCAAGCGAUACCUUCAGUGAGUCUCAUACAUGUUGCCGCACAUGGAAAUGCCGAAAGAGGAGAGAUUGCCCUGUCGCCUAAAUGUCCUAAAUGUACCACCAACAGUUUUCCACAAGAAGAAGACUACCUCUUGACAAUGUCCGACAUUUUCGGAACUCAAGUGCGAGCAAAACUGGUUGUAUUGAGCUGUUGUCACAGUGCGCGUGGAUUGGUCAAAGCCGAAGGAGUUCUUGGAAUCGCUCGUGCAUUCUUAGCAUCCGGUGCACGUUCAGUGUUGGUAGCAUCGUGGGCCAUAGAAGACGAAGCAACGGAGCAGCUCAUGAAUCAUUUCUACAAGCACCUUGUUCGUGGAGAAAGUGCCAGUGAAUCUCUUCACCAGGCCGUAAAAUGGUUGAGAAGCAACGGCUUUCCCAAACCUAAUCAAUGGGCUCCAUUUGUGCUGAUGGGAGACAACGUGACGUUGGAUUUUACAUACAUCGGGAAAGAGGAACACAAGGAGGACAACAAUGAAGCAGAGAAGAAACAGAGUAACAACUGAUCCUGCACAAAGAUUAUCUUUCCUGCACAUUGUUUUUGAAUGGACACUGGUAUUAGUUUGAACAGACAUUUUUCAUUUUAUUGUAGAUAAAUGGUUAUUUUUGAAUGCUCUUGCAAAUAAGGCUGAAUCGAAAGCUAGUGACACUGAAAGCUGCAUUUCAGCCCUCAGACCUAUUAAGGGGACUAAAAUGAAUCAGCAUGAAAAAAUUGAAAGCAUGAAAUUAACUAAACGUUUACUAAUAUGAGAACUUUGGUAAAGUUUCCUUUGGAUCGCAAUCAGAAAACACCAAAACUAAACUCUAACUUGUUUUGUGAGUUGUUAGGUAAAAAAACAGGAGAAAAGGAGAACAAGCAUUGCACAAAAUAUUACUGCCAAAGUCAAACUGAGGAGUAAAAACAAUUCCUAAGAUAUCAAUGAAACAAUCUCCCAGAAUUCAGAGCAGAAAGAUAACUGAUAUUAUCAAAAAGAUAGUUGGAAUACUGUAGGAAAACAAAAUCACAAACCAGGAAUGCAUGGCUUUGUUGAGUAUGAUGAUGCACAAGUGGCAGUUUUCUAUGUAUUUUUUCCUUUACCUUGGGGGGUUUGGUGGGGAGGUCAGUAUUGUCAUAUUUUAAUCUUUUAGAACUUUCAGGAAAAGGUAAAUGCUAAAGAAGUUGUUGAUAUGAUGUUUGAAAAUGUUUCAUCAAAAGGAUCUGUUCAGAAAAGUAUAAUUAGUGAUAAGAUUUUGUUACUGAUGGCAGACUUUUGUUCCUAAUCAUCAGUGGGCACUAAAAACUUAUUGAUUCUUAGGAGGCCUACUUAUUCUUUGGCCAACUUGAAAGUUUUUGUUCCUGUGAUCACUACACAUUUUUCUCUUAUUUGAAGUACUUUUGCAUUUCUUAUUUUUCUCUGAUU
Pocillopora verrucosa is the source of this 1663-nucleotide messenger RNA. RefSeq names its product tetratricopeptide repeat protein 28-like. Gene Ontology annotation, molecular function: protein binding. Lineage: Eukaryota; Metazoa; Cnidaria; Anthozoa; Scleractinia; Pocilloporidae. The record is from RefSeq and is a predicted model, not a curated record.